Messenger RNA from Rhizoctonia solani, 2886 nucleotides. RefSeq lists its product as uncharacterized. The record is from RefSeq and is a predicted model, not a curated record. The coding region runs from base 1 to 2886 and encodes 961 amino acids. Lineage: Eukaryota; Fungi; Basidiomycota; Agaricomycetes; Cantharellales; Ceratobasidiaceae. Gene Ontology annotation, molecular function: catalytic activity. The transcript has 6 exons.
AUGACCGACAAUCCUGAGCCCAAGGGCAAAGGCAUUAGCUCGCGCUUUUCGAACAUUUUGCGUCGUUCUACUCGCUCUACCUCUGAUUUGACUGGCAUACACGAACAUGAUAUUGCUUCUGAUUACCCGACUAAAAUAGCCAAUGUCCCUAACCGUAAGCCUGUAUACAAAAAUCCAUUCUCUGCCAUCCCUAGCGGAGGCACACAAGAGGCAGUCGCUAGCGCGCUAGCCGAAACUGACCGCAUAUCGGACUAUACCCUUAGCCCACCCCCCACUGUUCCUCUCGUCGCAAGCCCGCCGAGAAGCUCUGGCGUCGCAAACGCAGGCAUCACACUGGUCAUCAGCUCCUCACAAGAGUCAGAACAGGUUAGAGAUGCCGGCGCGGCGCUGGCGCAACUCACGGAAUAUACGUUGGACGAUGAACCCUCCUCUAGCCCUCCCAAAAUCACAUACGUUGAAGAGAAGGCCGUAUCUAGGCCAGGAUCAACCACCCCCACCCGAAACCGCACGAGACCCACCGAAAGACAAGUCACCCCCAUGGAAGACUGGGUUUUCAGCAGCCAAGAGCUACACUGGUUUAAACGCCUCGAGGCUGGAGGCUACCCCGACAACGAAGCUCUCGAACGCUGCAUCAAACAACUAUAUGACGAUACCGACGAAGAAAAGAGCAGCACGAACGCAUUCAUUCAAAAAAUCGAAAAACUAGGCAACCAAAUCUCUUCAAUCGCCGAAAACGCGCUUUACAACGGCACGGAAGCAGGACCAAGUCGUCCGGAAUCACCGAUGAAGCAAGACGAAGAGGAAGACACAUACAUGGGCGAACCCGAACCCGGCCCGAACCAACCUAACCCCCUAACCACCGAAAUCUGCUGGGGAACCGACGCCAAACCAGGCGAGUGGGGAGGCUACACAAACCCACCAGCACCAACACACUCAGCCACUACCGAUCCCACUCAAGCCAUGCUCCAGGCGAUUUUAACCAAGAUGGGGCAGCUCGACGAUAUCAAGUCCCGACUAGACAAACUCGAAGGCAAAUCGCCGCAGGUACACACUGCACAAACGAGCACGUCUAGAAACAAACACACAACUAACCCAAGUCCCGCCCCAACCGUCAACUCCUCACAAACGCGUCCAAGCUUUGCCAAUGUCGCGGCAAAGGCGCCAGCCAAAGCCCCGGAGGUCAAAGCCUCUAACAUUGCCGCUGCUAUCAAGAGGGAUAUCGCCAAACCGGCGCCCGCACAGAGCGACGACAAGAAUUUUGUUGUUCGUUUCAAAACUCUACCCGUCACCCAACCAAACCCCGAAAGCAUAUUCGUGGCCAUGCGAGAAUGCCUUGAUGCCGCAAACCGCAACCUCGGCAAGGGCAGACUCACAAGAGUCCGGUGGUCACUAAAGGCAAGCCUUCACCUUUCCUUCUCCAAUAAUGUCUCCGUCACGGCGAUUGAAAACGCCAUCCCACUGCUCAUGGAUCGUCUACGACUCCCUGAGUACGAAUUCGGACCUGAGGUCCCUUGGAGCAGACUAGUCGUCACCAACGUCCCCACCGGGAUGGGCGGCUCUCUCCAACGCAUGCGCAACCGCGAGGAGCUAACUCAGCUCCUCAACGAAGCCUUCCCUGACUCCGCCAAAUUUGGCUCAGUCAAACUUACCCUCGCACCCGACUGGCUAGCAGACCCCGCGCGAUUACAAGCCGAGGGACGCCAUGCCUCCACCGUUUCGUUCGCAUUUGAAGACGCAGGAGGAAAUGCGAAAUCAAGAAGUUUAACCCCAAACCCCUACUGCAAACCUGCACUAAAUGCGUUCGCUACGGACACACCGAACGUCAAUGCCGAACCAAGAAACCCCGCUGCCACAAAUGCGGACGCAACAACCACUCGACCGACGAACACAACGCAGACAACUGCCCCCGAUGCAUCCGCGAAGGCAAAGGGAACCCAUGCGAACGUCUCUCUCGAAAACCACAAAUUCACCAUCAUCAACACAUACGCACACGGAAAAGACGCCUACAAAACAAUCCAACACCUUACCGAACAAAUCAUCCCAGCCGAACGCCCACUCAUCCUAACAGGAGACUUCAACCUCCACCACCCCGAUUGGGCCCUCGAUAAUUCCAAAUGGAAAAACAGGCACCCCAACCAAACCGAGAGAGAAUUUAGGGACUACGCUGAGGCCGUCGAGGCAUGGCCUAACUUCAACUGGGAAGUAGACACGCCCUCGACAGGCAGAUCGUGCGGAUCGGACCAUAUGGCCAUAACAUGGUCGAUCCAGCCGUCCGAUCAAAACCUGCCUGAUGAAGACGCGGUCCAAACACCGCACAGGCAAAUCGACCCCAAGCGGGAGGACAAAUGGGUGGAAGCUUAUGCCAACGCCCUCAAGAAAUUCGAACUCCCCGAAGAACCCACUACGGCCGAAGACGCUGACUUGAUCACGGGGGCGAUCUUGGAAGCGAUGUCAACCGCCACGAUGAAAACGAUGCCCGACGGCAACAAAAAGAAAGGUAGCGGACCAGUCCGAUCCCCUUGGUGGAACGCCGAAUGCUCAGGCGCCCUCAACGACCUUAAACAUAACCCCGAAGGACGCACCCAAGACCAACUACGCGCUACCCUACGCGGCGCCAUUAGACGAGCUUGCCAAAACAACGGUGACCGUAUACUAUCUGAAAUACGUACGUCCAAGGUCUUCGAGUCGCUGAAAUGGUUCCAAGGAAAAAGACGAUCCCUACUGCCCCCGAUCAAAAACCCCAACGGCGGCAACACAGCCACGCACCCACACCACAAAGCCGAAAACCUAGCCAAACAAUUCUUCCCUACUGUCAAUCCCACAUAUCCCUACAACCACUUGGGAUUAAAGCCAUGCCCAAGCGGCCUUUUCAGGAGAUAUCAGUAG